AUGGACUUAUCAAGCGCUUCGGAAUUGAAUGAAAACUUUGAGAGAGCUUCGAAGAAGCAAAAAACCACCAUAAAUAUUCUUACCUCGGAAAUUGAUAAUUUGAUUGAACAAGUGGAGAAUUGUAAAAGACAAAUUGAAAAUGAAGGAAAAAGCAUUACCGAGUUGGGAAAAGACGUUAUGAAUCAAAUUAAAAAUACUCACACAAAAUUUCAACAAGCUCACAAGGAAUUGCAUUCCCAAUUUUCAAAAUUUGGAAAAACCAUUGAUCGCUGCUUUCCCAAUAACGAAGAAAAGCUAUUGAACGAGAAAGUAAAAAUUUCAGAACACCUUGUAAAUCAAAUCAUUGGUGAGCAUUUAUUUAGAGAAGGACUUGUUGAUGUUGGAACAAUAUUUGAAAAAGAAGCUGCACUUCAAUUGCCAGAGGAAUGUAAAAAACAAUUUAUAGAACUGCAUACCAUCUGUGAGUCACUAAAGAAACGAGAUGUUGAACCGGCCCUGAAUUGGUGUAACGAACACAUUACACGAGCGAAACAACACGACGCUACCGAUGAGAAGGAGUUGGAAGAUCUGAGAAUGCUUGCUUUUCAAUUGCACAAACUCAAUUUUGUUCAACUUUUGAUUCAGAACGAUUCUAAAAAAGCAAUUCAAUACGCGAGAGACAAUUUGCAAGCUUUUGCUGAUAAGAAUAUUUCUGAAAUUAGAUUUCUCAUGGGAAGCAUUUUGUAUAGUGGCCGAGAGAGAUUGAUCAAAUCUGAACGAUAUAGUUGUUUGUUGGAUGUUUCUCAAUGGGAUAAUGUACUUAAAAUGUUCAAGAAAUUGGGAUGUCGAAGAAUUAACAAACCCAUGGAGUCACCUCUCUAUGUAGCGAUCAACGCUGGAUAUCAAGCAAUACCAACACUUCUCAAGCUUGCCACAGUGACCCAGAAUAUUGAUAUUGGCUCCAGUUCUGAUCAGUUGGCAGUUGAGAUUGAUUUGGAUGAUGAGUUUCAAUAUCAUUCCAUUUUCUCGUGCCCAAUUUCAAAAGAGCCUGCAACCAAAGACAAUCCUCCCAUGCUACUCCCAUGUAGUCAUGUCCUUUUGGAGUCUUCAUUGAAAAAGCUUGCCAGAAAUACCAAAUUCAAAUGCCCUUAUUGUCCAACAACCGGUAGCCUUUCAGAUUGUAAACCAAUUCAUUUGUAA
This is a messenger RNA of Naegleria lovaniensis, 1179 nucleotides long. RefSeq lists its product as uncharacterized. Gene Ontology annotation, cellular component: GID complex; nucleus; cytoplasm. The record is from RefSeq and is a predicted model, not a curated record. Gene Ontology annotation, molecular function: ubiquitin protein ligase activity; protein binding. Gene Ontology annotation, biological process: proteasome-mediated ubiquitin-dependent protein catabolic process. Bases 1 to 1179 code for a protein of 392 amino acids. NCBI's taxonomy places the organism in Eukaryota, Heterolobosea, Eutetramitea, Acrasida, Naegleriidae. The transcript is spliced from 2 exons.